GUCUAUAAGUAUAUACAAAGCAAAAUGACUUUCUUCGAUGAAAGAAAAUAUAUUCAUAGAUUUAUAUAUGUAUAAAAAUCCGAAUGCUAUACUUCUUCGUCCUUCGAUUUGAAACGAUCGUUAUUACCUUUUUUACCGUAGAUCCAAACGAUUCCAAUAACACACAUCCGGCUUAAUAGAAGAAAGGAAUUAAAAUUAGAACGUUUCUUGUCACGAAACUUUGUCAUUUUUAUCCGAUUUACGAGAUCUAUGAAUUAAAGUGGAAGUGCGAAUCAAUGGAGAAUAAGAGAAUACGAUGUUGUUCUGAGUGUCUCUCCACUCCCCACUCUGAUAGAGAAUCCAGAGUUAUAUACCUGGUGGAGGCAACUUUCAGCGGGUCGCACUAUAUAAGAGAAUGACGAGCCGACCGCCCAUGAUAAAAGCUCGUGUGUGUUGUCAAUCCUGUGUACGUGCUCAUUGUUAACUUUCCCUCUCUACCUUCGUGUCUUGUCGACAGAAUGUAUCGUAUUUGUCUGCUGUUCGUAAUCGCGACAUCAGUGGCGCAAGGUCCUUACGAUUUAGAAUCAAGAGCUGUAACUCUUCCUGGCAAGCCAACAUUAGGGCCACUUUAUACGUCCGCAUUAGGUGGGAGUCAAGGUUUUCGUGAUAACAGUUACGAAGAUAAUGCUGUAACACCCACCCCAUCGUCUGCUCCACUUUACAGAAAUCCGAAUAAUCAACCACCCUUGUAUCGUAAACCAACAUCGUCACCGCUCGAUGGUUCUCAUGAUUAUCAAUCAAGUGUAAGAGUAGGAGGUGGUCCACCACCACGUGGUCCACCACCUCUUCGUGGUGGUGGUGGUCCGAUUGGUCCCAAUGGCCCGAUCAAUGCGGAAGAAAUCGAGGAAGAGAAAGAGGAACCGGAUCGUUUGACCCUUCUACUUCCUCAGAGCAAGUUCGAUUGUGUUGGUAAACAAACUGGAUAUUAUGCCGACGAAGAUUUGCAUUGCGAGGUCUUCCACUAUUGUCAUGAAAAUGCGAAACAUUCCUGGAUCUGUCCAGAAGGAUUUACAUUCCAUCAGGUUCACCUAAUUUGUAUGCCACCGAGCGGUGAUAUCAGUUGCAAAAAGAGCUCGCAAUAUCAUUUCGUCAAUGAAUAUCUUUACAAACCAUUGAACCAAGCUGAAGCUGAAACGAAACCUAACGUGACCUUGAGAUACAGCGAGAGGUAUUAUCCAGCGGAUAUAUAUACCGAUGAAAGGGAGGCAGGCGAUUAUCAGAUCACUCCUACGUCAGCACCUGUUCGACGUCCUCUGCAACAGGUUUUCACCGGUCAACCAUCAGCAGCUUUGAACAGCAUUCCUUCGUCGGCACGUCCUCAAAUACAAGUACCGCAAUUUCGUCUACCGGUGAAUCAAGUUUUUCAUAGUCCCGAAGAAGUGAAUAUACCUCUUCAACAUAGACGACCUCAACCACAACAGCAUCAAGCGAUCAGAAGAUUCCCUCAAGUUCGACCUGCGGAAGAAGAUUACGAGUAAACUCUGAGAAUUUUUUUUCCCAUAUAUAUAUAUAUAUAUGU
Vespa velutina is the source of this 1558-nucleotide messenger RNA. RefSeq lists its product as uncharacterized. The record is from RefSeq and is a predicted model, not a curated record. The transcript has 7 exons. Gene Ontology annotation, cellular component: extracellular region. Lineage: Eukaryota; Metazoa; Arthropoda; Insecta; Hymenoptera; Vespidae. Gene Ontology annotation, molecular function: chitin binding. The coding region runs from base 498 to 1517 and encodes 339 amino acids.